Messenger RNA from Parnassius apollo (apollo), 624 nucleotides. The record is from the annotation of a GenBank genome assembly. NCBI's taxonomy places the organism in Eukaryota, Metazoa, Arthropoda, Insecta, Lepidoptera, Papilionidae.
AUGGCCCCACCAGUAAAAAAACGAAAAGAAUGGGACAAAGUCAAUAUGAAAAAUGCUACUGAAGCCGUGAGAACCCAAAGAAUGGGUUAUAAGAACGCUGCACAGGUCUUUAAUGUACCUCGGACUACCCUUUUUCGGUUCUGUCAUACCAACGAACCAAAUAUAGACUGCCGCUUUGGUCGUAAAACAGUUUUGGGACCUGACAUUGAACAUAUGUUAGUACAGUAUGUCAAGCAAAUGGAUAAACUGUAUUUUGGGCUAACACGAAAUGAUGUUAAGAGAAUGGCAUAUCAGUUGGCGAUAAAAAAUAAUUUAAAACAUCCUUUUAAUAAUAGAACAGCUACACGUAAAUGGUUAAAAGGGUUUUUAGCAAGGCAUAAAGUACUUUCUCUGCGCCAACCUACAGGUACAUCAUUUGCUCGAGUUAAAGGCUUUACGAAAGAAAAUGUUAAAUCCUUUUUUGAUUUACUGGAAAAGGAAUUUGAACUAUUUAAAUUUCCACCAACUAGGAUCUACAACGUCGACGAGACUGGGCUUAGCAUAGUCCAAUCGAAGACACCAAAGGUUUUAGCUACGAGGGGUAAAAAACAAGUCGGAGCCCUGACUUCUGCGGAAAGCUGGUGA